Cladocopium goreaui is the source of this 2067-nucleotide messenger RNA. Lineage: Eukaryota; Dinophyceae; Suessiales; Symbiodiniaceae. The record is from the annotation of a GenBank genome assembly.
AUGUCGGAGUGGGACGGAAGGGAUGGGGCGGAGAAGCUGGCGCCACCCCGUCCGUCCUUGGAAGAGAUCUUGCGACUGGCAGAUCGUCCUGAAGCAGUUGAAAGUCGUCUCCGUUUGCUGCAAAAGCAACGUGAUCGUUUUCAAAAGCUGUUGAGAGGACUGGCUGGAGUGGCUGCUUCUACUUUCGAUCUGAUAGAGGACUGUUACAUUGGAGGGUCAUUUGGACGUGGCACGGCUCUGAACUACCACUUUGAUGCUGAUCUCGUGGUUCUCAUUGAAGGGUUCGAACCUCGUUAUGCCGAGCAAAUCCAAGAAAUAUUAUUGGAUGCCCUCGAAGGUAACUUUCGCCGUGGUGUUGAGUGGAGAGGUCAAACUCCCUAUACCUUGAAGCUCGGUGUGGGGAAGUCAGCCAGCGGGGACUUUGCCACUGUGGAUAUGAUCACCACUGGAGAGCCACCAGAUUAUCACAUGGAUUAUGACGAGAAGAGGUACUACUCUGGUGCAGAUUCAUCGCGUGUGGAUGAACAGAUCAUGAACUUUGCUGUGAAGCAUCGAGAGUUCCGUCCCCUGGUGCUGCUGGUGAAGCACUGGAGAAAUCUGGGGCUUGACAGAUUUCCAGCUGACAUCAGAAGCAUCACAUCAUACCAUCUGGAACUUCUUUGCAUGAAGGUGAUUCGAGAGAGUGAGUCCAAGAGCCUACGAGACCUUUUCCGGGAGUUUUUGGAAUUGGUGGCUUGUAGCAAUAACAGACUCCUGGUCAAGAACCUGAACCAGUACCAUGGUGCCCUUCAAAUGAAAGGCAAAGGCAUGAAUAUCCUGGCAGCUUAUGCAAACGAGACCUUGAACAUGUACCACAGACCCCACGCUCAGCUCAUGUCGGAGUGGGACGGAAGGGAUGGGGCGGAGAAGCUGGCGCCACCCCGUCCGUCCUUGGAAGAGAUCUUGCGACUGGCAGAUCGUCCUGAAGCAGUUGAAAGUCGUCUCCGUUUGCUGCAAAAGCAACGUGAUCGUUUUCAAAAGCUGUUGAGAGGAGUGGCUGGAGUGGCUGCUUCUACUUUCGAUCUGAUAGAGGACUGUUACAUUGGAGGGUCAUUUGGACGUGGCACGGCUCUGAACUACCACUUUGAUGCUGAUCUCGUGGUUCUCAUUGAAGGGUUCGAACCUCGUUAUGCCGAGCAAAUCCAAGAAAUAUUAUUGGAUGCCCUCGAAGGUAACUUUCGCCGUGGUGUUGAGUGGAGAGGUCAAACUCCCUAUACCUUGAAGCUCGGUGUGGGGAAGUCAGCCAGCGGGGACUUUGCCACUGUGGAUAUGAUCACCACUGGAGAGCCACCAGAUUAUCACAUGGAUUAUGACGAGAAGAGGUACUACUCUGGUGCAGAUUCAUCGCGUGUGGAUGAACAGAUCAUGAACUUUGCUGUGAAGCAUCGAGAGUUCCGUCCCCUGGUGCUGCUGGUGAAGCACUGGAGAAAUCUGGGGCUUGACAGAUUUCCAGCUGACAUCAGAAUAAGCAUCACAUCAUACCAUCUGGAACUUCUUUGCAUGAAGGUGAUUCGAGAGAGUGAGUCCAAGAGCCUACGAGACCUUUUCCGGGAGUUUUUGGAAUUGGUGGCUUGUAGCAAUAACAGACUCCUGGUCAAGAACCUGAACCAGUACCAUGGUGCCCUUCAAAUGAAAGGCAAAGGCAUGAAUAUCCUGGCAGCUUAUGCAAACGAGACCUUGAACGUGUACCACAGGCACAUCCGUCCUGGCAACACGGCUGCAUGCCCUUGCUGUGGAGAGCGUCGUUUCCUUAGUGCCAUCGGAGCAGUGGCACAUCUGGAGUCAGGGAACUGUUCGAACUGCCGCGGGCAAGAGAAAGCUCAGCGCCAGAUCUUGAAUGUCGUGAGCCAGCACAAGCAAACGCAGAAAUUUCUGCGGCCGAUGCUUACAGAUGGAUAUGGAAAUGCUUAUGGAGACAGCAAUCCUUAUCAAUGCACCUCCUGUGACAGGACAUUUGCGAAAUUGAGCAGCCUGAUGGCACACAGACAGGACAGGCACGGGCAGGUCUUGCGCGCUCUCGCAUUCUGA